AUGUACCGAUUUGCUCUGCUACUUCUCCUCCUGUACCAAAAUGUAUACUAUGCAAUCUCCAGCAAAGAUGAAAAUCGCCUCUACAGAGAAGUCCUCAGUAACUAUAACAAACUGGUCCGACCCGUCGUCAAUCCUACCGACACCUUGAGAGUUGAAAUGAAGGUCUUCCUGCAACAAAUAAUGGGUUUGGAUGGAAAAAACCAGAUCAUCGAAUUGAACGCGUGGCUGAAGUUCGUGAGUUGA
Messenger RNA from Cooperia oncophora, 243 nucleotides. Lineage: Eukaryota; Metazoa; Nematoda; Chromadorea; Rhabditida; Trichostrongylidae. The record is from the annotation of a GenBank genome assembly.